GUCAGACGUCUUCUUGACCAACACGAACAGUUGAAAGCCUCUCCUCAUAUUAUUGCAAGCAUACCUCGAAGAUUUUGAAGAUCUACAAACGCAACAACACUAAUGUCAGCGCCAGUGAGUUAAUUUAGUGGCGGUGUCUGAAUUUCCGAACAGGCUGGUGGUUACAAACAUGAGUGAGAAAUAAUGUUAGCUUAAGUAUAAAGAUGCUACCAACAGUCGUUUUAUAGUAAUGUUUAGCUAGUUAUCCUCAGCGACUUCCGCGGUUCAGUGCUGUAUUUUGGUGGAAACUACAUCGAUUGCUUUCUGUUGAAGUUUUUUUUAAGUUUAAUUUGGGCUCGGCAAGCCUAAUUCUUAAACUUUGUUGCUCAUGUAAACUUGUGAGUGAAAGACGGAUGAGCUGGAUACAAAGAUGGAGAUGGCUGUUAAAGGAAAGGCCAAAAGGAGGCACCUGAAUGCAGAGGAGUGUGAUGAACUGGGACAAAGUGCAGAAGGCACUGAAGCCCUCACCCAGCCCCUCACUGUCAACCACAGUCAAGGCAACCGCAAUCCCAACCAGGGGCUUUACCCUAAAACACCCACCAAGAGACGAAAGUGGGUAUCUCCCUCAGGGAGCCCUGCCGGACAACAGAAGGGCAUCAACAACUUUUUCUCUGUGACAGGAGUCAUCAGUUCCAGUCCGCGCAAAUCCUCCCAGCCCUGCUCGUCCACGUGCAAAAAUGGACUCAAUGGAGAACUUUUUCCCAAAAAAGAGCAAAAAGUUGCGAGAGUAGAUGAGGAGGACGACGACGCAAGCCUUUUAGCGGUCCUGUUGGCGACAGAACCUGAAGCAGAGGAGGACGAGGUUGAUGAUGUGAGCCUGUUAGCUGCUGAGAUGGUGUCACAGCCUCAGACAAAGAAGGGGGAAGUGGUGGAUUAUCUGGAGGGAAUGACAGCAGAGAUGUUUGGAGAUGAUUGUGAAUUUGACCAAUGUGACGAUGACAUUCUCAAUGAGGACGAGGAGGUGGAAGCCCUCCCUGAUGCCCACUACGGGCUACUGGGCAGCAGCAAGAACCUGCAGGAGCCCCAGGGCUGUAUUGAUGAUCUUCCAGAGGAGGUGCUGAGACAAAUAUUGUGCCUUGUCCCAGCUCAGGACCUCUAUCGCACUGUCAGCCUUGUCUGCCAUCACUGGAGGAACAUUGUCCUGGAUGCAAAGUUUGUCCCCUUUAAGAAACAAUACUACCGCUACAUGAUGAGGGAAAAGGAAACGGUGCGGGAGAUCCAAUUCAUCCUGGAGAGCAGCAGAAUAACAGAUCCAGCAUCAUCACAGAACAGCAUCCGAAACCUUGCUGUUUUGAUGGCCCAGCAUAAGGUCGGAGAUUGGGUGAGGCCGGAGGAUGUUCUGGAGUGUGUGAAGAAACAUCGUCUUUUUCCUCAGGCUGAGGCCUCCAUCAGGUUACAUAUUCCUGAUAUUCACAAGUUCUGUAACCUUGGCAUUGAGGGUCCCAACCCCUACGCAGCCAUGGCUGUCAUCCUGAUGCUAAGUGAGAAUGUUGGUGACGUGCAGGCCUUGGUUUCUCUGCUCACCAACUACAUGUCGCACACCGCCAUCACAGAGUACCUCAGUCACAUGGCCAUGAUGUUGCUCGCCAUAAAGAGGAGCAACAUCAAGAUUAGUAACAGGUUGCAUUACAACAUCUACUAUGUGCUUCACCUGAUGGAGAACGGCCCCUUUCCUGUUUCACUAAUGUACAGGACAAAUAGUUUGCCUCAGAUUCAGCUCACACGUGAACAGCAGCAGAUCCUCAGCCACGACAUCCAGGAGGACCAUGUGGUCAAGAUCGUGGCUUUUGCAGGUACGGGGAAGACGACCACAUUGGUGAAGUACGCUGAGCAGCGGCCACACUUACGUUUCCUGUAUGUGGCCUUCAACAAGUCAGUGGCCCUUGAGGCGCGGCGCCGCUUUCCCCGCAACGUGGACUGCAAAACUGUCCACUCAUUGGCUUUCCACGAUGUUGGGAGGAGAUACAGUGAAUGUAAGAAGCUAACCUUUAACCUGAAGCCAUUCUCCAUCAGCUCCGUGCUGCCGGAAGGCCGCGGCGGCUUUGCCAAGGCCAAAAUAGUGACCACAACUCUCAAGACCUUUAUGGCCUCAACGGACAAGGCUAUAAACAUUACUCACGUCCCUCUGACCCGCAAGGCCAAGAACGGCCUCAGGGAGGUUAUAGACGGCUGUGAAAAAGAGUUGUUUGCCCAUGAUGCACAGAUGAUCUGGAACAAAAUGAAGGAUCUGAAUGUGAUAAAAGUAGAAGGCUUCAACAUGGUCCAUGACGGUUACCUGAAAUUAUGGCAGCUCCAACACCCAAAGCCCUGCUUGUCUGACCAAUAUGAUGUCCUUUUCAUCGACGAGGCCCAGGACUGCACUCCAGCCAUCAUGGAUGUGCUUCUGUCCCAGCGCUGUGGGAAAAUCCUGGUGGGAGAUCCUCAUCAACAGAUCUACACCUUCAGAGGAGCCGUCAAUGCCCUGAACAUUGUUGAUCACACACACAUCUACUACCUGACACAGAGCUUUCGGUUCGGUGCUGAGAUCGCCUACGUGGGUGCCACCAUCCUCGAAGUGUGCAAGGGAGUGGAGAAGAUUCUGGUGGGAGGAAGACAAGAAGGCGGAGUGUGUGACGAGACGGCGGACGAGAUUGGAGCAGCUAUGAAGACGGGUGUCAGUCUUUGCCGAGGGAAGACGGCCAUCUUGUCAAGAUGCAAUCUCAAUGUUUUCAGUGAAACAGUCAAACUCACAGAUUCCAACCCGAACUGUCGGAUCCACUUUAUAGGGGGUGUCGACGGUUACGGUCUGACAAGGAUCCUGGACAUCUGGCACCUGAUGGAAGGAGAUGGACAACAAAGAUUCAUCAAAGAUCCAUUGAUUCGCUGCUUUGCCAGAAAAAACAAUCAAAAUCCCUACGGGGCCUUUAAGAAGUAUGUUUCACAGACCGAGGACGCAGAGCUGGACGGCAAAGUCAACAUCGUUGAAAAAUACGGAAAGCGCAUCCCGGAACUGGUGAAGCGCCUGGAGAGUGCCUUUGAGGAGGACUUCCACAAAGCAGACUUCAUCGUUGGAACGGUCCACAAGGCCAAAGGUCUGGAGUUCGACACUGUGAUGAUUACUGAUGACUUUGCCAAGGUUCCUGCUUCGAAGCACAACCUGCACUUUAAUCCAGACUUCAGGUUUGGUGAUAUUCCUGACGAUGAGUGGAACCUGCUGUAUGUGGCAGUGACUCGUGCCAAAACCUCACUGAUCAUCACUAAGUCCGUCCGCCGCAUCCUCACAGUGGCUGGGGAAUACUUCCUAAAGUCCGAGAUGCCUGGCACCCUGACGAAAGAGGGUGAGCCGCUCCCGUGCUGUGUCACCGACUGUCCCAACUGCACCACACCCGGCUCAGCAUUCAUAAUGUGCAAACAACAGAUGAAAUGUUCUGAUGGUGUGUCUGCUGGCGGCCCAUUGUGUGAGAGAUGUGUGUGGACACGCAUUGGACCGAUGGCCUUUUUAAUGACUGAGGAUGUCUUAUCAAUGGCACCUAUACCUCGACGACCCCAGCCCAUAAACAACAUCAUGCUGUUUGCAUUUUUUUAACGCUGCUUCAUGGACCUAAAACAACGCUGUUUGUUACAGUGCAUUGUUAUGUAGAAAGUGGACUCUCAGGGCUUUUUGAACAGCCGAUAGCUCCAAGUGGCCAUUACUAUAGCCCCUUUUCCACUGCACGGAAAACGUGCUAACAUCUGGCUUUUUCAUGUAAUUGGAAAAGAAACAGUCAGCAUUCACACCCACGGUAUUUCCACCAGAACGAGUGUGUAUUUAUGGUGGUAGCUUACAAGGGGUGGAGUAAACUCUCUUUUUUUUUUUAAAAUGCCCCUUCGUAUCAUUCUAUGUCCCCUCUCAAAAUUCCGUGCACACAGCACGGAAUUUUGAGCUCUCAGUGAGUUGUUUUUUUCCUCAGCAGCAGUUUGUCACUCGCGGGGGGGCUGUUUGAUAAUCUGUUCACAACUAAUCCACUCAGAUCAAUGGAUGAGAGGAGCAGCUGUUUUUGAGUAAAUGCUUUCAGACCCAGCAGGAUAAACAUUUUGGUUUCACUUUGAAUGCACCUGAAGUUCUGCAGAUGAGUAUGUCUGCUUUAAGUACCUAAGUGGUAUGAGCAGCAUAUAUAUUUCAAUAGUGCUGCUAAUGAACGAUCCAGCUCCAAAAAUAUAAAAUCUAUUUUGCAGCGUCAAAUCAUUUUGCAAUAUAGUCAGGGGUAUUUAUCGUCUCCAGCUCUAAUUGGCAUUGAUGGAAACGCAACAACCAUGUGAACACAUUAAUUUUAGCCUCUUAAGCGGAGAGAUGCAAUGACACGCCACCAUACAAUACCGUCCAUCUCCGCCUAAGCAGCGCUCCAACAUCGAUCCAAAUUAGUCUGCACUAAGUUUUAAAGAGAGCUUGAAUAAGCUAUCACUGUGAAGUUUUGACAAGCCUCCAUCCAUGCUGCUUUAUGCGGUCCUCUUGCCUGUUUGUGAUGUUGAAUGUGAUAUGCCCACAAAAAACAACAAACAAAAAACACCCCCCCACCCCACCACCACCACCACCGCACACAAAAUGAUCAUCUGCUGCAAGAAGUGUACACUCUGAAGAACUGACGUUAAACUGGAGAGCACAGUUUAAUUCUGUAAUAACUUUUGAUAUAUAUGUAUAUUUAAAAAAAAGAAAGCUGCUGACAGACUUUUGUGAAACUUUUUUUCCCUUAAAUCAGAUCUACAAGUUUUUUGUGACUUUUUUUUGGCAGUUUAUGGGUUAUAAGGCGUGUAUAAAAAGUAGCUAACAAUAUAAAACAUUUUAAUUCUAUUGUAUUUACAAGAGUAAAUAAUGUGGUAUUGGAAGAACA
Plectropomus leopardus (leopard coralgrouper) is the source of this 4886-nucleotide messenger RNA. It is a transcript of the gene fbh1, whose product is annotated as F-box DNA helicase 1. NCBI's taxonomy places the organism in Eukaryota, Metazoa, Chordata, Actinopteri, Perciformes, Serranidae. Gene Ontology annotation, molecular function: DNA binding; hydrolase activity; protein binding. Gene Ontology annotation, cellular component: nucleus. Gene Ontology annotation, biological process: double-strand break repair via homologous recombination; replication fork processing. The record is from RefSeq and is a predicted model, not a curated record.